Nothobranchius furzeri (turquoise killifish) is the source of this 1152-nucleotide messenger RNA. It is a transcript of the gene ttc9c, whose product is annotated as tetratricopeptide repeat domain 9C. The record is from RefSeq and is a predicted model, not a curated record. Gene Ontology annotation, molecular function: protein binding. Lineage: Eukaryota; Metazoa; Chordata; Actinopteri; Cyprinodontiformes; Nothobranchiidae.
GGCAGGAGUGAGCAGGUCUGUUCUGAACGAAGAAGAAGAAAAGGAAGGCAGCGUGAAUGCAGCAAGAAACAACAACAGUCAGCUGUUUAAAUUCAAGUAGCUCUAUCGGUUCGUCUGCUUCUUAUCCACAGGAGCCGAUGAGCACCAACACAGAGAUAAAGACUGAUGGAGCUGAGGACAGUUUGGAGGAGCAGGGAGCCAUGGCAGCAGGACCAAGUUCUGCUGGACAGAAAGGGACGUCUGCCAAGCCAGUUUGGACGUUGCUAGAAGAAGCAGCUCAAAUGAAAACGGAAGGGAACGCGUUCUACAGAGAGAAAAACCUUCGCUCGGCCAUUGGCUAUUAUCAUCGCUCUCUGCUGGUGCUCAGAGGCCUCGAUGCUGACGUCAUGGCAUCAGUGAAAGGAUUCACACCUGAGAAACCUCCUCUCACAUUCGAACAGGAGGCUUUACUGAGAAACACACAAGUGGACUGCUACAACAAUCUAGCUGCAUGUUUACUGCAGAAACAGAACGUUGAUUACACUCGGGUGCUGGAGUACAGCCUGCGUGUUCUGCAGUGGCAACCAGGAAACGUUAAAGCGAUGUACAGGGCAGGAGUAGCCACUCUGGAAAUCGGAGACGCUCAGAGAGCCAAACAGUACCUGAGCCAGGCCUGCAAAGAGCUUCCUAACGAUGCUAACGUAAGGAAGCACCUGCAGAGGGCAGAAGAGAAGCUGAACCAGGAGCUACAGAGAGAGAGAGACAUGUAUCGAGGCAUGUUUUCCUCCAGCCCUAAAAGCAGCACCUAACCAGAGGUGCACCGGCAGGAGUUCACACCGACGGCUUCAUGAGCCCAAAUAAAAUGUUCAACCUCAGACUGAAUGCAUGCGGAAGAGCUUGAGUUUGACGUGGACGUAGAAAAGUGAAUGUUUAUGUAAGAGACAGACUACUGGAAGGCAGUCAGUAGGACAGUAAAUACGCUGCUGCUGCUGAAAAUAGAAAGACGAGGACAGAAGACUUAGUUUCCUAGCAACAUGGAUGAAAGUCCACUAAUCUAGGCCUGUGAACUCUGGAGACGCUUCGUGCUACUACCCCGAAGCCUCCAAAAUCGUGCAUCUGUCAGCUCACCGAUCAUGGAUUUCUGAGUUUUCAAGUAAAAUAUUUUUAAAUCAC